This is a messenger RNA of Phytomonas sp. EM1, 1182 nucleotides long. The record is from the annotation of a GenBank genome assembly. Lineage: Eukaryota; Euglenozoa; Kinetoplastea; Trypanosomatida; Trypanosomatidae.
AUGCCCUCGAGCCCCUUCUGCUGCACGCGAGGGGGAUCUAUGGGCAAUCCGUACACCAGAACCACCACAUUGGUCGUCAUUAUCGUAUUGUGGCUUCUUCUGAUCGAACCCUUCUCGCUAGCGUUGGGUGAGCCCAAGCGGACGGGUGCAGAGGACUCCCAUGACGACCAGGACUUUUACGCUGUUUUAGGCUUAGAGAAGGAGCGCGACGAGGCGACGGAGUCCGAGAUCAAGACGGCCUGGCGAAAGCUUUCGAAAACAUACCACCCGGACGUGUCUGGAGAGGCCAACAGGAAGGUUUAUCAACGAAUUCAACGGGCCUACGAAAUCCUUGGUGACCGACGCAAGCGCAAGGUGUACGACAUCCUUGGCAUAGAGAGUGUUAAAAAACUUGAGCAGCCGCAACCACAACAGGAACAGCACCCUUUAUUUCAACUAUUUGGCGUCCGCACGGAGUCAGACCGUGGGAAAAACCUGAGCUUAGUUCUGUUAGUACCGCUUCGCGACGCGUACACUGGCGCGGAGCACCGGGUGGUUUUCCGGAAGACGAAGCUCUGCAGGACAUGCCGCGGCACGGGGGCGCGGAGCCCUGAAGACAUCAUUCCCUGCACCGUUUGCCAGGGCUCCGGCAGCGUCAUUCGCCAGGUUCAAUUCGCGCCGGGAUUUGUCCAACAGGUGACGCACGCGUGCCCGCAGUGCGGGGGGGAAGGGAAGCGCAUUGCUGUGAAGUGCGCCGUCUGCGGCGGCCUCCGUGUAGGGGAGAGCGACGUGGCGAUCACUGUCGAUGUCGAGGCGGGGAUCCCUGAGGGUCACGAGCUCACGUAUGAGCUGGAGGCCGACCAGCAGCCCGGACGUGUUCCUGGGGACGUCGUGGUGACCGUUCUGACCGCCGAGCAUGACGUCUUCGAGCGCCACGGGAUGGACCUCCAUGCCCACCUCACCCUGAGCCUGCGCGAGGCGCUGCUGGGGUUCGAGCGUAUUCUCCAGCAUUUGGAUGGCCAUGAGAUUCGCUUGAAGGAGACGGGCGUUGUGGAGCAUGGGCGACGGCGGGUGAUCAAAGGGGAGGGAAUGCCACGACAUCAUGUCCCUUCGGAACGUGGCGAUCUUCACGUGACAUACCUUGUGAGUCUGCCGGAACGCAUCACAGACACCCAGAGGGAGGCACUGGAGCUGUUGGAUUGA